Gastrolobium bilobum is the source of this 1013-nucleotide messenger RNA. Its product is annotated as small ribosomal subunit protein eS8-like. NCBI's taxonomy places the organism in Eukaryota, Viridiplantae, Streptophyta, Magnoliopsida, Fabales, Fabaceae. Gene Ontology annotation, biological process: maturation of SSU-rRNA from tricistronic rRNA transcript (SSU-rRNA, 5.8S rRNA, LSU-rRNA); translation. The record is from RefSeq and is a predicted model, not a curated record. Gene Ontology annotation, cellular component: cytosolic small ribosomal subunit; ribosome. The transcript is spliced from 4 exons. Gene Ontology annotation, molecular function: structural constituent of ribosome. The coding region runs from base 64 to 738 and encodes 224 amino acids.
CUUGUCCCUGAAAGUCACUAGCCAGAGCUAGCAGCGGCACCACCGUUUUCUGCUUCUUCGAAAAUGGGUAUCUCUCGUGAUUCCAUGCACAAGAGGCGUGCCACUGGUGGCAAGAAGAAGGCUUGGAGGAAGAAGAGAAAGUAUGAGCUUGGGAGACAACCUGCAAACACAAAGAUAUCAAGCAACAAAACUGUUAGGAGGAUUAGGGUUCGAGGUGGGAAUGUGAAGUGGCGUGCAUUGAGGCUUGACACUGGGAAUUACUCUUGGGGGAGUGAAGCUGUGACUCGAAAGACAAGAAUUCUUGAUGUGGUGUAUAAUGCAUCCAAUAAUGAGCUUGUUCGUACUCAGACAUUGGUCAGGAGUGCUAUUGUUCAGGUUGAUGCUGCACCUUUCAAGCAGUGGUAUCUCCAACAUUAUGGUCUUGACAUUGGUCGCAAGAAGAAGAGUACAAUAACCUCUGCGAAGAAGGAAGGGGAGGUACUAGAAGAUGUUGAAACUGCAACUGAGGAUGCGAAGAAGAGUAACCAUGUCUUGAGAAAAUUGGAAAAGCGUAAACAGAACCGGGUGCUUGAUCCUCACAUUGAAGAACAAUUCAGUGGUGGUCGCCUUAUGGCUUGUAUCUCGUCCCGACCUGGUCAAUGUGGUCGUGCUGAUGGAUAUUUAUUAGAGGGCAAAGAGCUGGAAUUCUACAUGAAGAAGAUUCAAAGGAAGAAAGGCAAGGCUGGUGGUGCUGCUUAAGAUCUUGUCUCUGUUCCUACUCCUUGUAUCAAAAUUUCUGCCUCACUUGUUGAAGCUAUUAUAUCUCAGACAACAAUGAGAUGAUCAGUUUUGCCAGGAGGUCUAAUUUAUUGGUGAGAGAGGGGUUAUGGGUGUUAACAUAGCCCAGAACUUUAAAUUGUUACUUAUAGUGAGUCCUGUUUAAAUUGUUUACUUCUACCAUUUCUACUUACUAGUGCAUUCUCUUCAUUAUCUUGGUAUUAUUAUCCUUAAUGAAUGUGAUGCCUAUUUUAUCA